AUGGACCACGGUCGCAUGCCCGCGUCGCUGCAAGUUGUGUCGUCGAAGGAAUCCCGUACGGAACUCCUGGCGUGGUUGAAUGAGUUGCUCCAGAGAAACGCCGCUGCCGGUGGACACUCCCUUCCGCGGCUGCAUAAAGUGGAGCAGUGCGGCAACUGCGUACCGUAUGUGCUGCUCCUUCCUUCACUGCUGCCAACGUCGUACCCGCCGCUCACGACGAAAGCCAAGACAAACGCCAAGCAUGAGUUUGACGCCGUGGUAAACUUAAAGCUUUUUACGGAUGCCCUGCAGAAGAAUGGCAUUCCGCGACCCGGUCUGCUGACCGAGGAGUCGGACAAGAUUAUCAAAGGGGCCUACCAGGCGAACCUGCAGCUGCUGCAGUGGUUUCGCGGUCUCUACGACGCGCUUUCACAGAGUAGGGGGGAAGGACAGGCGCGGAACCAUUCAUCGGGAAAGUCACUGGAACACGGCACCGCGGGAGCGUGCGGCCGAACGGGGAGCACGCAUCUGCCGAAAGACCACGAAAGCCAGCCGAUAGAAGUUGACAAGACAUCAACUGCAGUCACCGUCGUAAAGGAAAAUUCAUUGAGGUCGUGUAGGGCUCCAUCGGUUCGGGUAGGCGCGUCCUCGCUGCCCCCCUCCGCACACAGCCAAGAAAGCGCUUCCAAACCCGUUCCAUUGACAAAAAAGACGGCAACUUCCUUUCAUGAUCCGUUGAGUUCUUCAGACUCUCGUCCUUCCGUCGCGGGAAGGCAGGCAUCGCAGGGGAGAGCAGGUCGUGUCUCCACUGGCCGCCACGACACCACAGUGCGGUCCUUGUCGGCGUCGAAGGAUCGACAUGCGAGCACCGCACGAACCCCCUUACGCAGAUCAGGGGAUGGUGCAGCGAUCACACGCCCCGUGUCGUCGAUGUUGCGAAGUAGUAACGGCACAAAACGCCUGGAGGCCGGACGAGACCCGGUCGCGGGACCGAGUGGCAGAAUGGGCGGCAAAGAAAAGAGUCUUGCACGCCCCAACGGUGCAGACUCUCUGCAGGCCGUGGCAGCAAAUUCCACCACCACCAACACCACCAAUAACACCAACACGCUUUAUGCAUCACGUAAGAGUAGCGUCACCCGCCCUCUUCUGGACUGCAGAAACACGGACACCAACGGUCGCUUCGUCUCCCCCAUGACGGGGAAAAAACGGUUGACGGCCCCACACCGUGGGCCUAAAUCACCGUCCUUGAGUGCCUCGCACAACGCACAUACGGCGUUGAUUCAGGUGGUGGAGACCGAGACGCCGGCGCAUUCUCGCCAUGGCUCGCAGUCGAUGAGUGAAUGGGGGAGUGACGACAGCGCGACGGCGUCUGAGAUGCUCAUAAGGGUGAGGAAUGAGAGACAGUUUUAUUACGAUAAACUUCGUCAAAUUGAGAGUAUCGUCGGGCCGUUGGUGAAUAAAAGUGAGACAUCAAGGGAGGUGAAGCAUUUAGCUCAAUCCGUGUUGGAGGUGCUGUAUGCACUAAGUUAA
Molecule: messenger RNA, 1509 nt
Organism: Trypanosoma cruzi
Lineage: Eukaryota; Euglenozoa; Kinetoplastea; Trypanosomatida; Trypanosomatidae
Exons: 1
Coding region: 1-1509 (502 amino acids)
Biological process (GO): regulation of microtubule polymerization or depolymerization; spindle assembly; protein localization to microtubule plus-end
Cellular component (GO): cytoplasmic microtubule; microtubule organizing center; spindle midzone
Molecular function (GO): microtubule plus-end binding
Source: RefSeq, a predicted model, not a curated record